GCGAAAUCGAAAUGGCGACAGCUGGCGCUGCAGACACUUCUGAAUUCCAGGAAAGCACGACGCUCAAGUUCGAAUGGACAUUAAGCGGGCUGAAGAACAUCUUCGAGUCCAGCAAGGGCGAUGCAAAGUCGAAGGUGUUGAAGUCCGCCAAGUUUGGAGGAGGACGCUGGCAGAUUCUGUUCUAUGCCAACUCUGGGACGACGGCCAACGGGGAAGGUGGGUAUGUGAGUUUGUACCUGUGGUGCGAGCCCACCGCGGAAGAGAAGGAGAACGCCGUCAACGGCAAAUGGGUCCGAGAGGGCCGGUUCAGAUUCUCGUUUGAGCUUCGCAAUCUCGCCAAGAUGGUGAUGUUCAAUGCAAAGGAGGCCCACGACCAUUCCUUUUCAUGGAAGACUGCCAACUGGGGCUGGGCCCAAUUCGCUCGCAGAGACACGGUAUACUACCUGUCCAACGCCGUCCGAAUGCAGGACGCUUUCGUGAUUAUAUGCACCAUCACGUCCUCGCCUACGCCGCCUUCUCCUCCUCCCCCAGCGAACCGGCGGAGCGUCCCGAAGGACCUACUCGAGUCCGUCGGCGGCCUGCUGAAUGAUCCCUUGUAUUCGGAUGUAGAGUUUGUGUUGCCCAGGCGCGGUGGUCAGCGGGAGUCCAGGACUGUCUAUGCGACCAAGCAUCUUCUACGGAGAGCGGAUUAUUUUGAUAUGAUGUUUGGCUCUGGGUUUGCGGAGGCUUCUACAGACGGCCCUACUCUCUCCGUAGGCCAAGGAAGCCACGUGGAAGAUGGCUCAUCGGACAUCGACAUGACUUCGAGGGAGUACGAGGAUUCGGAUGACGAGGAUGAGGACGCCACCGACAACGAUGCGGAGCUGGACAACCGCGAGGCAGCUGUUCCAGAGCUAGAGGACGCAAGGAUGAAGCCCGAUGUUAGCGAAGACCAUUCUGAGGAUGUUCCCAUGGACGGCGGCAAUGUGGCCGGCGCAUCCGGAGAGCUAUCGUCCGCGACCGAGGAUUGGCAGGAUGUGGAGACUACUCAGAUGGGCAUGGGCGCCCAGGAAGGAGCGAGGAAUGUACGCCCUAAAUUGCAGCAUCCGUCUAGCCCUAGGAGCUCCGAGGUGGGACUCCUAAGGCGAGCCGAGAACGGUUCGGUGACGACCGCUGGUGGAAGUGUCCCCGGACCUAGCAAGUUGAAAGUCAUCGUCCGCGACGUAGCAUACAAUACAUACCUCGCCGUGCUAUACUAUGUGUACACUGAUCACAUCACAUUCGCGCCUCUCUCGUCUGGCUUCCUUUCGGCGUCUACGCAAGUACCUGCGGACGCGCCCAUUUCGUCUGCAGGACAGAACACAUCGGACAGCGCGAAUAAUGCCGCGUCCGGGGUGCGCCCGACCGCGCUGAUGGAUAAGCACACCCGAUUUGCCUCCCGAAAGGAGUGGAUCCGUGAGUGGGCUCGCCAACACCCUGGGCUGCCGACGCCCUGCUCGGCGAAGGCCGUCUAUCGGUUAGCAGACAAGCUUGAUCUGCGAGAGCUGAAAGAACGAGCCUUCCAGCAUAUCGUGAAGAGCCUGACGGUUCACAACGUGCCGUAUGAGGUAUUCUCUUCGUUCUCCGCUACCUUCGAGGACGUCCGGAAGGUGCAAACGCAGUUCUUCUUGGAACAUUGGGGCGAAAUCGGGAAGACGGACGUCAUGCGCAACGUUUGGCCUCAGAUCAGAGCCGGGCGGCACCCAGGGUUCGAAGAAGUUUGGCCGCUUAUCGCGUCGAAUCUGGAAUAUAAACCUCCUGCAGCAGCUCCUCAAGAAGGUCAAAAUGGUGGGGGAUCAACCUGAGUAUGAUGGCCUUGCAUGGGAAGGAACGAUAGCACAUACGGACUUGUACUAUAGCUACAGCAUUCACACUCACGCCGACGGACUUCAGGGCUGUUCAAUGCAUAUCAUAAUCAUCAUAUCCGCAUCUGAAAGACAGUCCUGCUGUAACGAGGGUAUACAGGAUUAGCACCACCGAUGGUCCCACCCGCCCAAUAACCCAACACAAUAUGUGAUAGACCAAUAAAGGUGGCGAUCUGCGGAUGUUCUCAGUCGACGCUAGUGAGGCUUCCCUGAGAUGCUGUCUCGUCGUCUGUCGUCUCUGUACCAGUGACGCUAGUGGCACCAUCAUCGUAAUCCAAGUCCUGCUCGCCCGACUCCUGACUACCGUCCUCGUUUUGUCCCUCCGCCCCCAACGCCUCCCCGAAAGUGGUACUGCUACUCAUCAUCGCCCCGAAAGAUACGGCGCGCUCCAUCUGCGGCGUCGGCGAGUGCAUUCCGGGACCAUACCUUCCGAUGUUCAUGCUGCCGAAACCGUUGACGAGGGACCCGAGGGGUCUGCCUUGGCUUUGGUUGAUGGAGCUUGGGGUCGGCGUGGAGCUGCGUUCGGGGGUGCCGGGGUGGUUGAGGGAUGUACUACGGAGGGGGACCGGACGAGUCGGAGUGGGUGCGAUGGCUGCAACUACUGGAGGUUCAUGGUUGUGGGCUUCUGCGCCAUGGUCAUGAUCGUGCUCGUGCUCGUGCUCAUGGUCAUGCUCGUACUCGUGCUCAUGGUCGUGCUCAUGGUCAUGAUCAUGCUGGUGCCCAUGCUCACGAUGGUGAUGGUGACCGUCGUGAGGGGAAGGAUGUACAUGGGCGUGGGGGAAUGCGAAGUGAUGUUCCUCGGGAGUGCCCGGGUGGGGUACUGGGACCUGUGCAGGAACAAACAAUGUCUGUUCUUCAUAUUCCCCGACGCCGGGCUCCCGCAACUCUGGAGGCGUUGAGCCCGGUUCGCGGUCCGAAGGUUGAGGCGGGAUGCGAUGCAAUAAGCCGAACCCGAAUACGCAUCCUAGAAGGCCCUCUCCGCCCCAUUGGCGG
Gloeophyllum trabeum ATCC 11539 is the source of this 2876-nucleotide messenger RNA. RefSeq lists its product as uncharacterized. Gene Ontology annotation, cellular component: cytoplasm. Gene Ontology annotation, biological process: regulation of proteolysis; proteasome-mediated ubiquitin-dependent protein catabolic process. The record is from RefSeq and is a predicted model, not a curated record. Bases 12 to 1823 code for a protein of 603 amino acids. The transcript has 16 exons. Gene Ontology annotation, molecular function: ubiquitin protein ligase binding. Lineage: Eukaryota; Fungi; Basidiomycota; Agaricomycetes; Gloeophyllales; Gloeophyllaceae.